GCGGAGCACACAGCCCCAUGGCUCCCGACCCUAGCAGCCGCCGCGGCCACCACAGCCUCCUGCUGCUUGCCUGCUGCCUCUCGGCCGCCCAGGCUCAACUGCUGUCCUGGCUAUGGUCCGGGAACAGUGCCUGGCCCACAGCCCCACCAGCCUCCAAGACCUCUGACAGCUCACCUGUGUGGCCCACGGAGGAAACCACCACGCACGUGGCCCCCCGGGAUGCUUCCACUGAUUGGUGGAAAGUCCCUGCUAGCCCCACAGACCCUCUGGGGAGGCCAGAGGCGGGGCAGGGCCAGACCCCCGCUGGCCCCACAGCCUCCAGCUCGAGCCCGGACCUGAAGGAGGAAAACAUCGCCGGUGUCGGAGCCAAGAUCCUGAACGUGGCGCAGGGCAUCCGGAGCUUCGUCCAGCUGUGGGAUGACGCUCAGGACACCACCCCUGCCGAGAGCUCUGCCAGGGCAGGGAUGCUGGCCCCCGCGACCCCCACAGACCCCCUUUCUACUGCCCUAGCCGAGGGCUCCACCAGGGCAGAGACACCGCCCCCAACGGACACCACGGACACCCUCUCCACCCCUGGACCCUCCAGCACCCCCCAGGACAGCGGGACCACCCUCCAGUCGAGCACCAAGGCCCUGAGCUCUCCAGACACCCAGAUGACCAAGGCCGGCGCCCUACCAGUGCCCACCCAGCCGCCACCCUCCCCUGGCAGACCCUGGUUCAGGGAGUCCUUGGUAACGCCGACCCCAGACGGCGAGGUCGUGGAGGUGGGGCUCCAGCAGCUGCUCGGUGAGCCCCCGCCCUGGCAGGUGGCCGUGGUGCACGACCCCGCCGUGGGGCCCGCCUAUGAGUUUGGCGAGGACGGCAGCGGUGGAGGCCAGGCGGCCCGGAGUCUCCUGCCCAGCACGUUCUUCCAGGACUUCUCGCUGCUGGUGCGUGUGCGGCCGGCCUCGGCGCGCGCGGGUGUGCUCUUUGCAGUCACAGACCCUGCGCAGGCGGUGGUCUCGGUGGGCGUGAAGCUGACGGCGGCGCGUGGGGGGCGGCAGCACCUGCAACUGCUGUACACGGAGCCCGGAGCCACCGACACGCGCUCAGCCGCCAGCUUCCAGCUGCCUGCGCUGGAUGGUCGCUGGACGCGCCUGGCGCUCAGCGUGGAUGGCGCCUACGCCAGGCUCUUCGUGGACUGUAAGGAGGUCCAGGGCCAGCCCCUGGCGCACUCGCUGCACGACCUGCAGCUGGAGCCGGACGCCCGCCUCUUCGUGGCCCAGGCCGGUGGAGCGGACCCUGAAAAGUUCCAGGGUCUGAUCUCAGAGCUGAGGUUGCGCAGGGAUCCUCGGGUGAGCCCCCGGCAGUGCCAGGACGAGGACGAGGACGACGAUGAUGAUGGGGCGUCUGGAGACCUGGGCAGCGGACUCAUGGAGACCCAGGAGCAUCCCCGGGAGGAGUUGGGCACACCCCUGGGGCCCAGGCUCCCCGAGGCUCCUCCAGUCACUUCUCCACCCUUGGCCGGAGUCGGCACCGAGGAGGACUUGAGAACUGAGGAGGUAGAGGAGUCAACCACGGCGUCUUCGUUAGGAGCUCAGACCCUCCCUAGCUUGGGCACAGUUGGCACAUGGGACGAGAGUGUUUGGAGCCCUGGGAGCAGCGUGAAAGAGCAAGGCCUGAAGGGGCAGAAGGGAGAGCCUGGUGCUCAGGGCCCCCCUGGCCCCAUCGGCCCCCAGGGUCCUGCAGGCCCAGCUAUAGACAGCCACGAGGCACAGCCUGUUUCUGGACCACAGGGACCCCCUGGGCCCCCGGGACCCCCGGGGAAGGACGGCACCCCUGGAAGGGACGGUGAGCCUGGUGAUCCUGGUGAAGACGGGAAGCCCGGGGACACUGGGCCACAGGGCUUCCCAGGAACCCCAGGAGACGUGGGCCCCAAGGGCGAGAAGGGGGAUCCUGGAGUCGGACCGAGGGGACCUCCAGGACCCCAGGGGCCUCCAGGGCCCCCAGGGCCCUCCUUCAAACCCGACAGGCUGACCUUCAUCGACAUGGAGGGGUCCGGUUUUGGCGGCGACCUGGAGAGCCUCCGUGGCCCUCGAGGCUUCCCCGGCCCCCCCGGGCCCCCUGGUGUCCCAGGCCUGCCAGGGGAGCCAGGCCGCUUCGGGAUGAACAGCUCUGACGUCCCUGGACCCGCAGGCCUGCCCGGCGUGCCUGGGAGGGAUGGGCUGCCUGGGCUUCCAGGCCCCCCGGGACCCCCAGGUAUUCCAGGAAAAGACGGACAACCAGGACUGACUGGACAGAAAGGCAGCCUCGGUGAGGCGGGCGCCCCAGGACCCAAGGGAAGCAAGGGAGACCCUGGCCCCAUCGGCGCUCCUGGGGAGCACGGCCUGGCAGGAGCCCCCGGACCCGCAGGCCCGCCAGGGCCCCCUGGCCCCCCCGGGCCCCCAGGCCCAGGAUUCGCCGCAGGGUUUGACGACAUGGAAGGCUCCGGGAGCCCCUUCUGGUCAACAGCCCGAGGUGCUGACGGGCUGCAGGGACCGCCCGGCACGCCCGGAGUCAAGGGGGAUCCUGGAGCUGUGGGGCCACCAGGGAGCAAGGGAGAAGUUGGAGCAGACGGAGCACCUGGCUUCCCCGGCCUCCCAGGCAGAGAGGGUGCAGCUGGACCCCAGGGACCAAAAGGAGAAAAGGGGACUCAGGGAGAGAAAGGAGACCCAGGGAAGGAUGGAGUGGGGCAGCCAGGACUCCCGGGACCCCCUGGACCCCCAGGACCUGUCGUCUACGUGUCGGAGCAGGACAGAGUGCUGGCAAGCGUGCCAGGCCCCGAGGGCCGUGCGGGCUUCGCUGGCUUUCCCGGACCAGCCGGGCCAAAGGGAGACCUGGGCGCCAAAGGCCAGCAGGGCAUCCCGGGACCCAAGGGUGAGAAGGGAGAGCCGGGCACGUUCUUCAGCCCUGACGGCAGAGCACUGACCCCCGUCCAGAAAGGAGCCAAGGGUGAGCCCGGCUUCCGAGGACCCCCGGGUCCGUAUGGGCGGCCCGGGCACAAGGGAGAGAUCGGAUUCCCUGGACGGCCGGGGCGUCCCGGGAUGAAUGGACUGAAAGGGGAGAAGGGGGAGCCGGGGGACGCCAGCGUGGGAUUCGGCAUGAGGGGUCCACCUGGCCCACCUGGGCCUCCAGGGCCCCCAGGCCCUCCCGGGACUCCUGUCUACGACAGCAACGCAUUUGUGGACUCUGGCCGCCCUGGACCCCCGGGAUUGCCAGGGCACCAGGGGCCUUCUGGACCCAAGGGUGACAAAGGAGAUGUGGGCCCGCCCGGACCACGAGGGCAGUUCCCGUUCGACCUCCUCCAGCUGGGUGCCGAGAUGAAGGGGCAGAAGGGGGAACGAGGGGCCGCUGGGCAGAAAGGAGAAAGGGGUGAGCCCGGGGGCGGAGGAUUUUUCGGCUCCGGUGUGCCUGGACCCCCCGGCCCGCCUGGCUACCCAGGGAUUCCGGGCCCCAAGGGAGAGAGCGUCCGCGGCCAGCCUGGCCCUCCGGGACCUCAGGGACCCCCUGGCAUUGGCUACGAGGGACGCCAGGGGCCUCCUGGGCCCCCUGGACCCCCAGGGCCCCCGGGACCCCCUUCCUUUCCUGGCCCCUACAGGCAGACCAUCAGUGUUCCUGGCCCGCCAGGCCCACCUGGGCCCCCAGGACCCCCUGGAUCCAUGGGCACUUCUUCAGGGGGAUCCACUGGGCUGGGCUUCCAGCAGGUGAGGGUCUGGGCGACGUACCAGAUGCUGGUGGACCAGGUGCCGCAGGUACCGGAGGGCUGGCUCAUCUACGUGGCCGACAGGGAGGAGCUGUACGUCCGGGUCCGGAAUGGGUUCCGGAAGGUUCUGCUGGAGGCCCACACGCCCCUCCCCCAUGGGACGGACAACGAGGUGGCCGUCUUGCAGCCCCCCGUGGUGCAGCUGCACGAGGGUAAUCCCUACCCCCGCCGGGAGGCCCCACACCCGACAGCGCGGUCCUGGCGGGCGGACGACAUCCUGGCCAGUCCCCCGCGCCUGCCGCACCCCCAGCCGUACCCCGGCGCCCCGCACCACGGAGCCUACGCACACUUCCGGCCGGUAACCUCCACGGCCUCGCCCUCCCACACCCACCACGACUUCCAGCCGGUGCUGCACCUGGUGGCGCUUAACAGCCCGCAGUCGGGCGGCCUGCGCGGCAUCCGCGGCGCCGACUUCCAGUGCUUCCAGCAGGCGCGCGCCGCGGGGCUGGCCGGCACCUUCCGCGCGUUCCUGUCCUCGCGGUUGCAGGACCUGUACAGCAUCGUGCGCCGCGCCGACCGCGGCUCCCUGCCCGUCGUCAACCUCAGGGACGAGGUGCUGUUUCCUAGCUGGGAGGCCUUGUUCUUAGGCUCCGAGGGCUGGCUGAAGCCUGGCGCCCGCAUCUUCUCCUUCGACGGCAGAGAUGUCCUCCAGCAUCCCGCCUGGCCCCAGAAGAGCGUGUGGCACGGCUCAGACACCAGUGGGCGCCGGCUGACCGAGAGCUACUGCGAGACGUGGCGGACGGACAGCAGGGCGGCCACGGGCCAGGCCUCCUCGCUCCUGUCGGGCCGGCUGCUGGAGCAGAAAGCUGCCGGGUGUCACAACGCCUUCAUCGUCCUCUGCAUCGAGAACAGCUUCAUGACCUCCUCCUCCAAGUAGGGCCUCUGCGGGCACCAUGGACAGGUGGACUGGCGAACAGAGUGCCAGAGAGGAGCCAGGCGCCAGGCAGGAGGAGCAGAAUGCCCCCAGCCUGGGCAGAGAGCCUCUGCCGACAACCCCAGCGAGGGGACCUGGCUGGGACACUUGAUGUAUGGUUCACGAUUCAUGUAAUCCUCAAGAAAUAAAAGGAAGCCAAAGAGUGUAUUUUUAAAAAAGUUUAAAA
Molecule: messenger RNA, 4881 nt
Organism: Capra hircus (goat)
Lineage: Eukaryota; Metazoa; Chordata; Mammalia; Artiodactyla; Bovidae
Gene: COL18A1
Product: collagen type XVIII alpha 1 chain
Exons: 41
Coding region: 18-4658 (1546 amino acids)
Source: RefSeq, a predicted model, not a curated record